Messenger RNA from Peromyscus maniculatus bairdii (prairie deer mouse), 509 nucleotides. RefSeq names its product fatty acid binding protein 6 (gene Fabp6). The record is from RefSeq and is a predicted model, not a curated record. Lineage: Eukaryota; Metazoa; Chordata; Mammalia; Rodentia; Cricetidae. Gene Ontology annotation, molecular function: lipid binding.
GACCAACCUUCUUCCUCAGCUCGCUGCUCUUUGCUGCCAGCUCUCUCCCAGCACUAUGGCUUUCAGCGGCAAAUUCGAAUUUGAGAGUGAGAAGAAUUAUGACGAGUUCAUGAAACGCCUGGGUCUUCCAGGAGACGUGAUUGAAAAGGGACGUAACUUCAAGAUUAUCACAGAGGUCCAGCAGGAUGGACAGGACUUCACCUGGAGCCAGUCUUACGCUGGGGGCAACAUUAUGACCAACAAGUUCACCAUUGGCAAAGAAUGUGAAAUGCAGACCAUGGGGGGCAAGAAGUUCAAGGCCACUGUGAAGAUGGAGAACGGGAAGGUGGUGGCAGAUUUCCCUAACUAUCACCAGACCUCGGAGAUCGUGGGUGACAAGUUGGUGGAGAUCUCCACCAUUGGGGGUGUGACCUAUGAGCGCGUAAGCAAGAGGCUGGCUUGAGCCACAAGCUCUGGGCUCUGAGGGGCUGCAACCCACCAAUAAAAAUGCACCAUGAACUGCCAAUGCU